AUGAGAAUAUUAUUUGUUCUUCUUACAUCACUCACAGUAUUGUGUCAUGGAUACAGUCUUUUUGACACGAAUAAAAGACCACUUUUAUCGUUUCUCGUUGGUUCGAAACACGUGCCUUCUUGUUUAUUGAGUUGUACGGAAAAUUUGAAACAGGAAUUGAUGAAGUUUGUAUACGGGAAUAUCACGAUGGAUUCUCAUGACGAGAUUUGCAGUGCCUUCAGUGAAGCGAGUUCGUGCGUUGUUGAUUCGAGGGAAUGCGAUGAUUAUCAAAUUGUUUUCCGAAAACUGACGUCUGGAUUCAAAUGGGCUUGCGAGGAUGGUGGAUCGGAUCAGUUCAAGAAUCUGAUACCCUGUAUCCUAAAAGUUGGACAAGAAGCUAGAGAAGAAUAUAAUUGUGCGGAUGUUUGCGAAAUCAACAAUGACACUAUGGUCCCGAUUCCACCAGAUGAUGAUUAUAAUACGAAUAAUGACAAUGUUAUUACCCAUCUCUCGAAUUUUUGCAGGCCGCUCGCUUGCUAUUUGAAUUGUACGAGAGAGCAGCUUAACACAGUUUGCCCGACAUUCGGCUCGAAGCUAAUUCACGUCCCAGCCAGUGCUUUCGAUGAAUUGGUCGAUGAAUACAUUCUGACUACAGUAUCCGAGAAAAAGCAGAUUAUGAAGAAAGUUCCACCAUCGUGUAGAUUAUUCUUCAAAGAACGAGAGGUAACUGCUUUGAGGUUCGAUGAACGAUUUAUCCGCGAUAUGUUCUUUAUGAUGACCUCUAGAAAACAAAGAACUCGAAAUGGUGGCUACACGACAUCGGAAAUUGAUAAAAUUGUCAAAGAUCUGCUAUCGAAAAUGGAAAAUGAGGAGAAGCCUCCGAAAGUGUUAAAAUGGGAUGCGUGGAAGAUUUUGAUUUUAUUUGGGAUUGGCCUAGUAUUCAUACUUAAUAUCGUUGGUCUUGUAUUCACUGUAUAUUGGUGUUUGAAUGAAAAAGAAUUGGCGGGAAACAAUGGAAAUUCGAAUGAUAACGAACUGUCCGCAAAUCAUUUUGUUGAGCCGAAUAUUAGGAUGAAGCUGAAGCUUCCACGAAUGCGGUCAGACGCAAUUGAAGACAGUUCACAAGAGUUUAUGCAGCUCCGAAUUCCACGAAAUGGAAAUCAAUUUGCUCGAGAUGAGCAGCAAACUGUUGUCGUACCACGAUGGAAACGUCGCCGCACAUUUUCAGUGCCGCUCGAGCCGCGUUCGCGUAUAAAUUCAACGGGUUCCGAUAAAUUUCCGGAUAUCGUUAUACUUCGAUCUCAUGAGAACUAA
This is a messenger RNA of Caenorhabditis bovis, 1293 nucleotides long. NCBI's taxonomy places the organism in Eukaryota, Metazoa, Nematoda, Chromadorea, Rhabditida, Rhabditidae. The record is from the annotation of a GenBank genome assembly.